CACCUGGCAAGCAGUGUGGCGCUGACCUGUCCGUUGUACAUAACCUAGGAGUCUCAGGGAACACCUAUAGCUGCAAAGAAUGUUCCUUGUUUCCUGGGCAAGGAAGUAGUCUUCUAAUACUCGUCACAAUGGCUUUUCGAAAAUGAACCUGUUUGCCAGGCCACAAGUGAUCUAGCUGCAGCAUUACGUGAUGGCCAACAGCUGUGAGAAGCUGUGCAUGUGGAUGUGCUGUGGGCCGUAUCACAUAGUGAAGUCCUGCUGUGAAAUACUCGCCUCUUGGAUUUGUUGUACCAGGCUUGAUAUGGGUGAUUCUGACAGUGAAGAAGAGAUACCACUAACUCGAAACCAAAGGCGUGAAACUGUGAGAAAAAUGAAAGGUGUGGCAGCUGGCGAUCGAUCAAUUCUGAUGUCUCUAAGACGCAAUGAUGUGACAUCUCGACUAGUUCGUCGCAAAACUACAAUGAUUGAUAGAAGAAGCAGCAACAGACGUGUCCCUGAUGAUGAAGAAAAACCUUAAUUUUUAACGGGCAGACUGUGUUUUCCUUUAUUGAAUCUCUUCUGUACUGUUGUAUGAAUUCAGAGUUAGUAUUAUGACUUUGUGCACCUAAAAUAAAAUAAACUAAUUUUUUGGGGGGUUCAGUUGUUCUUACACAGUUCUUGUAGAGCCUUAUGAACAUACAUGAAUGUGAAACCUGAAUUUUGUACAUAAGUGCUGAAUCCAAUUAAAAACAAAGAAAAUUUUUGUAAGAUUAGAUUAGUAGGAUGUUUGUACACUUUCAAUAGAAUUUCCUUUAAAAUAUUUGAAAAAAUUAUCAUUGUGUCUUCUAAAAGUUGGUGGGUUAAUUCAGUAUACAAUCCAGUUCUCAAGUCAAAGUAUAUAAGUAUUAUGUCAUUUACAUACAUAGCAAACCACACUGAACAAGUAUUAUGUAGUAGUUGUGAUAGUGCAUAGUAAAAAUGCACUGGUUAGAAAAAUAUCAAAGAGGAAUUAAUGAGUACAAUAAACUCUGAAUAUCUGACAGGCUAAAUUAUUUGAAAACAAAAGGAAUAAAUCAGUGAAUGUGAAGGACACUGUGAUGGAACUGUUAUUUGGAACAUCCCAAAUAAUACAUUAGACAGUAAAAAAUUGUGUUGAAAUGUUAACAGAACAGAUUAGCUAAACUGAUUAUAAUUAGAAAGUGUCACUAGCAUGAAGUUUAUAAGUGAGUGUACUGUAUUUAAAAAGACAAAGGACUACUGGAAUGAUUAUGCUGACAAACUCUCCAAGGCAAAAUCAAAAUGGUAUUCAGUCAAAAGCUGUUCCUUUUUACAGCAUAAAGUUAUGCAUGUAAUUGAUAGUGGAAAUAAAAUGUGUGAAAUGUUAGAUAAUGUAUCGGUGCAUUCUUCUGAGACAUUAAACUAGUCAAAGAAAUAUAUUAAAAUAUUCUUAACUUGUAUCAGAAACUGCUCGUGUGUGCUGUAUUUAUUACUGACACACAGUGAUUAUCACCUCAUUCAAAUAGAGUGUUAUACUUUUCCGUGGUAAUUUAGGACUUGUAUUCUGAUAGAAAGAAAGUCGGCUGCUUACCUUGCUCAGAUAGUCAGAAAUUGUAUGUACAGAAAUUGUAUUUGUGUUAUAUUAGUGAAAGUUAGACUAUUAAUUACAAGUGCAAGUGUGUCACAAAAUGGACCAUUAUAUGGUACAUUGAUUUAUUCUGAAAGCUUGGAUUUGCAAAUAGCAAUAUGCUAUUGCAGUACCUGUGUUAACAUGACUUACAAUGUAAUGCACGUUCAAAGGAGCAGACACUGCAGCAACUACAGCUGUUAUGAAAACUGUGAUCAGCUGUAUAAUGAAAUGUGGUUGCCUAUGUGGCUAUCAGCGCACGAUUCACAGCCAAACCCAAACUGCCAUAUGUCAUCAACUGUGCGUCUACAACCUAUACUCAUACAUCCAUUAUGUACAUUCUCGUACUCCAUUUGAACAGGCCUUGAAAGGUCCAAUGGUACUGACCAGCCGCCAUGUCAUCCUCAGCCUACAUGCGUCACUGGAUGCGGAUAUGGAGGGGCACGCAGCCAGUACACUGCUCUCCCAGUUGUAUGUCAGUUUCAGACCAGACCGCUACUUCUCAAUCAAGUAGCUCCUCAGUUUGCCUCAAAAGGGUAGAGUGCACCCCACUUGCCAAAAGCACUCGGCAGACUAGAUGGUGACUUAUCCAAGCAAGCCCAAGUAGCCCAGCUCGACAGCACUUAAAUCCGGUGACCUGACAGGAACUGGUGUUACACAUGCGGCAAGGCCAUUGGCGCAUUCUCAUACAGGCACGAUAAUUUUACUUCAGUCACUUGCCUGAUGUUGGCAGAUAAAUACAACAUUGCAGUGCCUGUGUUAAUCCAAAUCACAAUGUAAAGUUCCUUUGUACAUUCAGGCACAUCCAAAGGAACUUUACUUUGUAAUUCAGAUUAACGCAGGCACUCCAAUAUCAUAUUUAUCUGCUGACAGUGGGCAAGCAACAUUAAAGUAAAUUUGUCUUUCCUGUAUGGAAAUAUACAUAAUGGAUGUAAGAGUACAGGUUGUAGACGUAGGGUUGAUGACAGGGAAGUGUGGGUCUGGCUGUAGGCUGUGCUUGGAUAGCCAAGUAGUAAAGUGACAGCCUGUGAAAAG
This is a messenger RNA of Schistocerca piceifrons (Central American locust), 2638 nucleotides long. RefSeq lists its product as uncharacterized. The transcript is spliced from 5 exons. The coding region runs from base 191 to 517 and encodes 108 amino acids. The record is from RefSeq and is a predicted model, not a curated record. Lineage: Eukaryota; Metazoa; Arthropoda; Insecta; Orthoptera; Acrididae.